AUGAGUGCAGAACCUGCGGCCAAGACGAAGCCCGACUUCGACAUUGUCGCGACCUAUCGUCGAAUCCUAGAAGAUGAUCCCGAGCUUACUAUGCCCGUCGCGGCCAUCGAGGCGCUCGUCGAAGCAAUCGCACAAAGUUCCGUGUCAACCGUCGCCGAGACUCUCGAUCUUCUCGAACGCCACACUGCCGCGCUGAAGGCUUCAAUCGCAAACCCCAUAUCUCUCUCUGCCGGCACCGACCUCUUCCAGCGCUAUCUUAUUACCACCCUCAACCGCCCCGCCAGCCUAAAUCUGGGCCCAGAAGAUGAUUUCCGUGCGAUACGAAACCACUUGCUCUCUAACGGAAAGCUGUUUGUGGACAGAGCAAAGCAGAGCAGGGAGAAGAUAGCCAGUUUUGGCAAGCACUUCAUCCGGGACGGCGGCACUGUGCUUACAAACGGUGGCUCGCGAGUAGUGGGUGCGCUAUUGAGAAGGGCGGCCGAAUCAAGCACUCUCCGCUUCAAGGUCGUAUAUGUCCUGCCAUCUGAAAGCUCGCUCGAUUCAAAGGAGGGGUUACAGACGGUUGCCGAUCUCCGAGAACACAACGUACCGGUGGCCACGAUCCCAGACUCGGCAGUUGCAUACUCGUUGGGCAAGGUCGACAUGAUCAUUGUGGGCGCCGAAGGAGUUGUAGAAAACGGAGGAAUAAUAUCGCGCAUGGGAACAUACCAGCUGGGCGUGCUGGCCAAGAGCAAGGGAAAGCCAUUCUACGUCGUGGCCGAGAGCCACAAGUUCGUCAGGCUCUACCCGCUGAGCCAGUUCGACUUGCCAAUCGAGCAGAAAGUCUUGGACUUCAAGGUGGCCGAGGAAAACAAGGCUGAGCAAAAUAUCAAGGGUGAACAAGAGCAGCGUAAUGUCUUCGACGAGGCCAUUGCUGACAUGACCGCAAAACAAGGCUCGACAGUCGCUCCGCUCGACGCACAUGACGCCGUUGAUUUCACUCCUCCAGAUUUGAUCUCUGGAAUCAUCACUGAGUCAGGCGUCCUCACUCCGUCUGCAGUCUCGGAGGAGCUGAUCAAGAUAUGGUUCUGA
Molecule: messenger RNA, 1071 nt
Organism: Bipolaris zeicola 26-R-13
Lineage: Eukaryota; Fungi; Ascomycota; Dothideomycetes; Pleosporales; Pleosporaceae
Exons: 2
Coding region: 1-1071 (356 amino acids)
Biological process (GO): translational initiation
Cellular component (GO): eukaryotic translation initiation factor 2B complex
Molecular function (GO): guanyl-nucleotide exchange factor activity; translation initiation factor activity
Source: RefSeq, a predicted model, not a curated record